UACAGCAAUUUGAAAAUGAUUUUUGAUAAAACUUUUCUUCUAUUUUUGAUUUUUCUUUUUAUUUUGUGGCCUUCAAGUAAUGCAAUGUUAAAAAAGUCGACUGAAUCUAUCAAAUCUAUCAAACGAAGUAUUAGUUUAGAUUCAUUGUCUAAUCUUGAUGUGUGGCAACUGACGGAUAAUUUAAUGACAAGUAAACAAACGAUAGAAAAAAGCCACAGUGUUAUAAGAGAUUUGAAGUAUUCAAAAAAUUCGAAACAAUUGGAAGAAUUCAAAUCAGAUCUGACAGAUUUAAAUAAGGAAAUUAUUAAUAAAGAAAAUAUGUGGAUUUCAAAAGUUAAAAAUUUAUUAAAACAUUAUAAAGAAAUUGUUAAUGAAGCUAUAAAUUUAAAAAAUGAAGAAAAUAAUUUUCGGAAAGAAACUAAAUUAGACGUAAAAAAUAAAUGUAAGGAAGAAAUGAAUAAUAAUGAAAUUAAAGUCCCCGAAUAUAAAAUUAAUGAAAUUAAAGAAAUUAUUUAUAAAUUUGAUGAAGAAUUAAAAACAAUUAACAAUAAGAUGGUGGAAUGCACAUAUGAAUAUGUGCGUUUAAAGGAAGAAUUUAAACAAUAUUAUGAUAAAAAUAAAUUAAAUAAAUAUCAAAUAUUAUUGCUUGAUAUUAAUCAUUCUUCUAAAGAUUAUUUUGAAGCAAUAAAAAAUGCUAAAGAUUUAAUCGGGGAAAAUAAAGAUUCUUCUUCUUCAAAUAAUAAUAAAAGUCUAAAAAUUCCAAAAUUGAGAAGGGCCAAUCCAAAAAAGGGAGAAAUAAAAGAAUUAUUAGAAAAUAAAGAAAAACUGAAACAUGAUUGGAAUGAGAUUAAUAAAAUGAAAAUACCUGUAGAAAAAUUUGUCGAGAAAGCUAGAGAAUUGUUAGGAGAAAUGGAAAAAGAAAUUAAAAGUUUUGAAAAAACUGAUAAAAUUUUCUUGGAAACUAUUCAUAAAUUGGAAGUGGAAAAAUUAAAUUAUGGAAUAAUUAAAAAGGAAGAAGAUGAGGAGGAGGAGGGGGGAAGUGUCAGUGAUUUUGAAGGUUCUUGUAGGGAUAUAGAAUCACCUAGAAAUUAUUUAUCUGAUGGGGAAAGUUUUGUAUCUGAGAGAGAAUAUGAAGAAUCGGGAAAAAUGAAUUUAUUUAACGAUAACCGUAAGUUUAAUGAUUUUUUAAAGUUCCGGAUAGUGUUGGGGAAUAGAUAA
This is a messenger RNA of Meloidogyne enterolobii, 1218 nucleotides long. The record is from the annotation of a GenBank genome assembly. NCBI's taxonomy places the organism in Eukaryota, Metazoa, Nematoda, Chromadorea, Rhabditida, Meloidogynidae.